UGAUUUCAAAAUGCACAAAUCCAUGACAGCAGCAGCAACGAAAAAAUCUUUAAAAAAAAAGAGAAAACUAAACCCUACCGCUAAAAAUUAUCUUCAAAUUCACGCGAAUGUUCCAGUCACAACAGCAACUGCAACAAUCUUCAUUUACUUACUUCCCUCAACCCUCAAAUUCUAUCCCCAAUUCUCUAUUAUCAUUUCCGCAACCACCAACCCUUCCCUCUCAGCCACUAUUGUUCCCUCCAGGGACCGACCCGUAUGCCCAUACGGGUCAGUUCACCUUAACCCAUGUCGAAUUUGAAGCGCAGGCUCAAUUUUAUGAGGACCCAAAUGUGGGUUCUGGGAGUUGGAUCACUCGACAGGCUGAUCCCAUUAGAUAUGAUGCUACUUCGUCAGUAGUGGCUUUGAAUUCCUCUAGUAACAAUGAUUGGAUGAAUCAGUCUUUGGUGAAUAAGGUACUAGGAAGCACACCAAAUGAAAGCAAGCUGAUUCAACCAGUGCGGUGCGAGGUUUGCAACAUUUUGUGCAACACAAAAGAUGUUUAUGAGAAGCACCUCAUGGGAAAGAAGCAUCAGAAGAAUUUGCAAGUAAAGAUUAACCCUACAACUGCAAUAUUUCCGGAAGCUUCCAAUACAAUCAAUAAUGUAAGCAUUGUGGGCCAAACGGGCAAUGCUGGUGGACAGAUGAUAUUUGGGGCUUCUGGUGUGGCAAAUGGUCAGGAGUUGGAGAGAAAGAAGCAAAAGCUUUUGAGUGCCGGGGCAGCUGUUGAUUCUGUUCGAAUGUGCACCAUAUGCAAUGUUGCUUGUAAUAGCCAUGACGCGUUCACUAAACAUCUUUCUGGGAGAAGACAUGCUGCCCAGGCUGGAUUAAUAGCUGUUGAUGGGAUUGGACCUUAUCUUGCAGCCCUCCGAGCCAAUGAUCACUUUUGGAAGAAAGGCAAGAAGACAACUAAGAUCUAUCAAUCCACAUGGUGUGAAGUCUGCAAAAUCAACUGUACCAGCAACGAUGUCUAUGCAAAACACUUGUCAGGAAAAAAACACCUGAAGAACCUGGAGAAUUUGGAAAAAUCUAAGAAUGGCAUCUGUGAUCCUUCCAUCGAUACACCAGCAGCAAGAAAUCUGAUAAUUGGAUCAGUAGAGAACCCAUCAGCAAAUGGUAGCAAUGGUGUUAAUGUACAACAAUCAGAGAAGAGGGCAGCAAAGCCUGAGGCAUCCAAAGAGGAUUUGGAGAUGAAGAAAAGGAAAGUUAUGCAGGGUGGAGCAGCAGCUGCUGCCGUUAGAGUCUGCACCAUCUGUAAUGUGGUAUGCAAUAGUCAGAAGGUCUUCAGCUAUCAUCUUACUGGACAGAAACAUGGUGCCAUGGUAAAGAAGCAAGCAGAUGCCAGAUAGAGACAUAGAUGGAGAAUGCAUGGAAAAUUUCUCGUGAUUAUUGAUUAUUGUGAUUCAUGUGAUUGUGUAUGGCCUGGCCUGCCCACCGUGGCUUAAUACAUAUCUAAUUUCCCUCCCAAGGUGCGUUGCACUUAGAUAUAAUGAUUAGUUAUUGAUAAUAAGAUGAAAGAUGGAGAAAGCAUUCACCUUCCUACUUAGAGCCAAUUGGUCCAUGCUUAAUCACAUUUUUUUUAGUGUGGGUAUGAG
Molecule: messenger RNA, 1631 nt
Organism: Durio zibethinus
Lineage: Eukaryota; Viridiplantae; Streptophyta; Magnoliopsida; Malvales; Malvaceae
Molecular function (GO): nucleic acid binding; zinc ion binding
Source: RefSeq, a predicted model, not a curated record